UUUGUUGGAACGAGUUCAUCAUGCUGAGGUUCAGCUUUGUAGUCUCUCUGACCUGGGUCAGCUGUGCUAGUGCACCAGCGAAUGUGCCCCAACUUCCAUAUGCCCCCCAGCAGGAGCCUCCUCCCUGCCCCCCCAACUCGUUCUACUCUCUGUGGACCUGCCUCAACCCACUACCUAAUAACAUGUCUUGUUAUCAGCCCUGCGUACCGGUGUUCCAUCCCGGCUGCAUGUGUGCCCCGGGUUACGCGUUGAAUGCGAGCCACGUUUGUGUUCCCAUACCGAUGUGUCCCCAUUUGGAAAGCGCUCAGCAGCAGUCGAGCCCUGACGCGCCGUCCGGUGAGAGCAGCAGAGUUGACAGGGAGCCCGUCCGGGUGGAUCUCCUCCAAGGAAUCGAGUCAGCUUCUGAUGCUGGGGGACAGCAAUCGCCGAGUGAAGGGGAAAAGUCCAAAAAUCAUAACGAAGAGUCCGAAGACCACACGAAAAAGCUCGCUGGAAAGCACAAUAGCGUCAUGAGACAGCAAUCACCAAGCGACGGGGGAAGGCAACAGUCUGUCGAGAAUCGUCUACAGAGUCUCGAUGACAGCACGACCAAGUCCCCGGGGAAGGCGCAGCAACAGAAUCAGAAGAGCCAGCAAACGCGAGAGCCACAAAGUCAUAACGACAAGUCUGAAGACUUCACGAAAAAGAGCGUUAAGAAGAAGAAUCUCCACGUGCAGGGGACACCCGCUGCUGCUGCACUAAUUCCCGCUCUGGACACCGAAGAGCUGAAAAAUGACAGACCUCUUCGGGCUGUAGCGCACACGCCCGUAGGUCACCGAGAAGAGAAUGAUAAUAUGGGAGAUUAUUAUGGCCCCGACGACUCCGACGAGGACGACCAUCCCGAGGGAGGUCUUCAUGCCUUCGACGAGAUUACGCCGGAAGAAGCUGUUCUUCUCGAGAAAGAGUACCGGUUGUACCACCAGAAUCAACAAUACCCCGUUGACAUCCCGAAGGACGUGAACGAUGAAUCUCAGAGGCUCAAGACAAGUGACUCGAAAAUUCUUCCGAAUGAUCCAACCCCCGCAGGAGUUCAUUCGGCCGAUGCGCCCAUUUUGUCGAGCACGGCCGUGCUCGACAAAAUGGCGGCGGAGGAGGCGGAGAGAUUGUGCGUUCUCAAAUUUCCGAAUGGCUGUCUGUGCGGGUUGAACUGCAAGCAGCUGAGUCGGUUGAUGGGGUGGGACGACUUGAAAGAACUUGAAAGACGAUGCGAAUAUGUGGCAUCUGCAGAGGCAAUAUGAGCUGAGGGCAGUAUUGAGUGGGCGAUCAACUGAAGUCAUUUUUCGUUUUUUCGUUUGAAGCGGACGAUUUUUGGUCGAGCACUUUGUAACAGGCGAUAAAUAAAAAUUGUUUUUAAAAAUGAAAAA
This is a messenger RNA of Diachasma alloeum, 1403 nucleotides long. Its product is annotated as GON-4-like protein. Lineage: Eukaryota; Metazoa; Arthropoda; Insecta; Hymenoptera; Braconidae. The record is from RefSeq and is a predicted model, not a curated record. The coding region runs from base 21 to 1277 and encodes 418 amino acids. The transcript has 3 exons.